GUGUCUCUGUCUCCAUUCAGUCCGGUCUCUGGGGUUUGUCCCUGCUCCAUCGCCUGCACCUCAGUGGCCUUAAACCGAAACCUCAGCAUGGCCCGCGCUGAAGCUCGGAGGAUGAGUCUGCUCCACACCUCCGCGUAAAGCUCGCUGUCAAAGGUAUACAGUCUCAUGGGCCACACCAGAAGAAAACCAGCAGAGGAGAGAUGUUCAGAAACAGGCCUCCUCCAGAGGAGGAGAGACGGGUCAAAGCCAAUGACAGAGAGUACAAUGAGAAGUUUCAGUAUGCGAGUAACUGCAUCACAACAUCGAAGUACAACAUCAUCACUUUUCUGCCUGUCAAUCUGUUUGAGCAGUUUCAGGAAGUGGCCAAUACCUACUUUCUCUUCCUGCUCAUAUUACAGUUGAUACCUCAGAUCUCCUCUCUGUCCUGGUUUACCACCAUCGUGCCUUUAGCUCUGGUCCUGAGCAUCACUGCAAUAAAGGACGCUACAGACGACUUUUUUCGCCACAAAAGCGACAACCAGGUGAACAAUCGCCAGUCUCAGGUCCUCAUCCGCGGCUCGAUCCAAAAAGAAAAAUGGAUGAAUGUUCGAGUGGGCGAUAUUAUAAAAUUGGAAAAUAACCAGUUUGUGGCAGCUGACCUGCUGCUGUUGUCAAGCAGCGAGCCUCACGGACUCUGUUACAUCGAGACCGCUGAGCUGGACGGAGAGACCAAUAUGAAGGUGCGCCAGUCCGUCUCUGUCACGUGUGAACUCGGAGACACAAACAACCUGGCAACAUUUAACGGUGAAGUUGUGUGCGAGCCCCCCAACAACAAGCUGGAUCGUUUUUGUGGGACGCUUUACUGGAAGGACAAGAAGUACUCUUUGACCAAUCAGAACAUGCUGCUGCGCGGCUGUGUGCUCCGCAACACUGAGUUCUGCUACGGCCUGGUCAUCUUUGCAGGACCAGACACAAAGCUGAUGCAGAACAGCGGCCGCACAAAGUUCAAGCGAACAAGCAUCGACCGCCUCAUGAAUACUCUGGUCCUCUGGAUCUUUUGCUUUCUGGUGUGCAUGGGUGUGAUCUUGGCCGUGGGUAACGCUGUGUGGGAGAGAGAGGUGGGCUCUCUCUUUCAGAGCUACCUGCCCUGGGACCCUCCUGUCGACAGCUUCAUCUUCUCUGCCUUCCUCUCGUUCUGGUCCUACGUCAUCAUCCUGAACACUGUAGUGCCUAUAUCUCUCUAUGUGAGUGUGGAGGUGAUCCGACUUGGACACAGCUACUUCAUAAACUGGGACAGACAGAUGUUUUGUUCACAGUGUAACUCAGCUGCAGAGGCCAGGACCACAACUCUGAAUGAAGAGCUCGGGCAGGUUGAGUAUAUCUUCAGUGACAAGACUGGAACUCUCACCCAAAACAUCAUGACCUUCAAUAAGUGCUCUAUCAAUGGACAAACAUAUGGGGAAGUUACUGAUCCACUGGGGCCUCAACCAAAAAAACUGGAUUUCACACCUUUCAACUCUCUGGCGGACCCAAACUUCUGUUUUUAUGAUGACACGCUCCUGGAGUCUGUCAAAGUGGGCGACUGCUGCACUCAUGAGUUUUUCCGCCUCCUUUCUCUUUGUCACACAGUCAUGAGUGAAGAGAAAAGUGAAGGAGAGCUGGUGUACAAAGCUCAGUCUCCAGAUGAGGGCGCUCUCGUAACCGCAGCUCGUAACUUUGGCUUUGUGUUUCGGUCACGCACCCCCGGGACCAUCAGCACAACAGAGAUGGGACGUCCUGUCACAUAUGCCCUGCUCGCUAUUCUGGACUUCAACAAUAUACGCAAGAGGAUGUCAGUCAUUGUGCGUAACCCCGAGGGGAGGAUCCGUCUGUACUGUAAAGGAGCAGACACAAUGCUGCUGGAAAGACUGCACCCGAGUAACCAGGACCUCAUGAACAUCACCUCAGACCACCUCAAUGAGUAUGCGGCUGACGGGCUGCGGACCCUGGCUCUGGCCUAUCGGGACCUGACUGAGGAGCAGUGGGAGGCGUGGUCCGAGAGACAGCGCAUCGCCGAGAGAGCCACCGACUGCAGGGAGGAGAGAGUCGCUGCGCUGUACGAGGAGAUAGAACAGGACAUGAUGCUCUUAGGUGCCACAGCGAUUGAAGACAAGUUGCAGGAAGGUGUCCCGGAGACCAUUGCUGUCCUGUCUCUGGCCAAUAUCAAGGUCUGGGUCCUCACUGGGGACAAGCAAGAAACUGCAGUGAAUAUCGGAUACUCCUGUAAGAUGCUGACAGACGACAUGGCGGAGGUCUUCAUCAUCAGUGGAAACACGGUGCAGUGUGUGCGACAGGAGCUCAGAGCUGCGAGACAGAGGAUGGUGGAGUUGUCCCAGAAUAGAGAAGAAGGGAAGGAUGUGUUUGCAGAGGCCUGUUUUUUGACCCCAGACUUGAGAGAAACUCACAGAGAGGUCACAGAAGCAGAGAAAGACGAACAACCACCAAACUCUCCAGUGUCUCCAACUCCUCCGCUCAACCUCUUGGACAACAUCUCAGGAGAGUUUGGGCUUGUGAUCAAUGGCCACAGUCUGGCCCAUGCGUUAGAGGCUGACAUGGAGAACGAGUUUGUGUCUUGUGCGUGUGCAUGUAAAGCUGUGAUCUGCUGCAGAGUGACACCGCUGCAGAAAGCUCAAGUGGUGGAGCUCAUCAAGAAGCACAAGAGGGCGGUGACUCUGGCAGUGGGAGAUGGAGCAAACGAUAUCAGCAUGAUCAAGAGUGCUCAUAUUGGCGUUGGAAUCUCAGGACAGGAGGGAAACCAGGCAGUUUUGGCCAGUGACUACUCUUUCUCUCAGUUCAGAUUCCUCCAGAGGCUGUUGCUGGUGCACGGCCGCUGGUCCUAUCUGCGAAUGUGCCGUUUUCUCUGCUAUUUUUUCUAUAAGAACUUUGCCUUCACCAUGGUGCACUUCUGGUUUGGAUUCUUCUGUGGAUUCUCGGCUCAGACAGUUUAUGAUCAGUACUUCAUAACACUCUACAACAUUGUGUACACUUCACUCCCAGUGCUGGCAAUGGGAAUAUUUGAUCAGGACGUCCCGGAUGACAGGAGCCUGGAGUACCCUAAACUGUAUGAACCUGGUCAGCUAAAUCUUCUAUUCAACAAAAAGGAGUUCUUCAUCUGCAUUGCACAGGGCAUCUACACAUCAGUGGUCCUGUUUUUUGUCCCUUAUGCCGUGUUAUCUGAUGCCACCCAAAGCUCCGGGGAGCCUCUCGCUGACUACCAAACAUUUGCUGUCACCACGGCAACAGCCUUGGUCAUGGUGGUCAGUGUUCAGAUUGCUCUUGACACCGGUUACUGGACCAUUAUAAACCAUGUGUUUAUCUGGGGCUCCUUAGGCCUCUAUUUCAGCAUCAUGCUCGCCCUGCACAGCCAGACACUCUUCAGGAUCUUUCCCAAUCAGUUCCACUUUGUAGGUAGUGCGCAGAGCACGCUGUUGCAGCCAGUCGUGUGGUUAACUAUUGCACUGGCCACUGCAAUCUGCAUAGUUCCAGUUUUGACUUUCCGCUUCCUCAAGUUGGAUCUCAGGCCUCAGCUCUCAGACACGGUGCGUCACACACAGUUGGUCCGUCUGAAGAAGAGGAAGCUGGCUGGUCGCUGUGCGGGUGGUCACUGGAGAGGGGCCAGUACCAUGUCAGAGGGGCGUCUCGGGGCCCGUAGUGGCUCUCGGAGGUCGGGUUAUGCCUUUGCUCAUCAGGAGGGCUUUGGGGAGCUCAUCACCUCAGGGAAGAACAUGCGCCUCUCGUCUCUGGUACUGGGCUCGUUCGGCUCUAAGCACAGCUCCAGUUGGAUCGACACACUGCGCCGUAAGAAGCACCCGCAAACGCCCACCUGCACCUCCGGAGACUGUAGCCCCGCCCCCAGCUCCAUCUCUGCCUCUGUCCCGGCCCUUUCCAACUCGUCCUCCAUGAUGGGCGGGUCACAGGACACGCCCAUAGAGGAAGAAUCAGACACGACUACAGUUCCAAGUGUGACAGCAUCUUUCUCCGCUGAAACCAAUGGAGCCCCAGGUGCAUCCCAGGGCCCGGCUCAACCCCAGCAUAGCACAGCCCCGUCCUCAGCCACGGAGAGGAGCCAAUCAGAUCCCCCCACAGGCUGGACCCUCAGUCUGGGAGCAGUGCAGGAAGCCCUGUUUGGAUGGAGGAACUCAGCACCUUGCAGCAAUUCAGCCAGUUAGGUAUAACAUGAUUUUCCAGCUCAAUAAACCAAAGGGAAAUUGUGAAACAUUGAUUUUGCGAUUAUGAGCGCACAGAACCUAAGCUUACAGUAUUUAUGGAUGGAUAAAUGACAGCUGUAAUGGACUGUGUUAUUUUCAUGGGUUUUACAAAUGAAAAGAAACAAAAGAAGAGAAUUCACUAUUCAAGAUGCUUUUGAAAACCAUAUACUUUUAAUGUUGCCUUUGAGAUAUAAAAUAGUAUUAGAGUUUAAAGGUCCUAUAUUAUGCAAAAUGAAUUCACGUGAGCUUUAAGCCAUGUUUAAAUGAUGUGACCUUAUCAAAAUCACACCCAGAUUUGUGACCACACAUGUCUGAGUAAUCCUUUAUUUGUGGUUUGUCUACAUCUUUAAAGCUCAAAAUGCUCUGUUCCACGUUGUGAUGUCAUGAAGUGACAGAUUUCAAGAUACAAUUUACAUUUUGUUCAGUUUAGAGAUUGCCAAUCCCAGUUCUAAAAUCAUCCAAAUCAUUCUGUAUGGAAGGUGUAUGGAGUUUAAAAACACAGUGGAGGACUUUCUGUAUUACCUGGGAUGUAACAAUAACCGAAAUAUUGUGAUAUUGUAUCGUCAAAAGUCUCACAAUAAUAUCGUGGGCUGUUACAAUAUAUUGAAUUAUAAGUUCCUUUGCUUAAAUGCAUGUUUUUAUAGUAGCAACAGUUUAUAAACAUAGGGAACUACAUAUCCCAUGAUUCAUUUCAGUGCAGACAACAUGAAGACAUAUGUUUUUACUUGAACUCUUGGGAUUAUGACGGAAAUAAUUCACAUCAAAAUUUUGUCAAGGUAUUUUAAAAGCAAAAAAGUGUUUUAUCUACAAUUAUAUUAGCCUCUUCAAAAUAUCACAAUAAAUAUCGUACCGUGAGAUGCAUAUCGUGAUAAUAUUGUACUGUGAGAUUUGGAUUUCGUUACAUCCCUAGUAUUACCGCAACACAGUGGAGCAGAAUGUUUUCCAUGAGAGAAGAUCUCGCCUAAAUAUGCAGGAUUUGUGUGUUAAACAUGUGUGAAUGAAACAAAACACAAGUCCAAGUGUGUUUGUGAUGAGGAAACAACAUCGUAACAGAUCAGAAAACAGUGUAAUAUGGGCCCUUUAAGAGUUGUAGAGCAAAUACUAAACCAUGUAAAUCAUAUAGCCUACUUCUGAGCCUGUUUAUGUCGACUACAGUUCUCAGUGAGAACAGAACAUUAAUUUACAGAUUAGACUUUAUUUUCCUUUGCCACUUACAUCAUAUUGGUGUGUUUAUUACGGCUCAACCACAUGCACCUUAAGCGUGAUUUAUGUAUUAUUUUAGGCCUACAUAUAGUCUGACAAUAGUUCUGGUAAAAUGUAGGCAUUCAUAAUUUAUUUGUAAUUUAUAUAUGUCAUUAAAUUUUACUUG
This is a messenger RNA of Boleophthalmus pectinirostris (great blue-spotted mudskipper), 5595 nucleotides long. It is a transcript of the gene atp8b2, whose product is annotated as ATPase phospholipid transporting 8B2. Gene Ontology annotation, biological process: phospholipid translocation; Golgi organization. NCBI's taxonomy places the organism in Eukaryota, Metazoa, Chordata, Actinopteri, Gobiiformes, Gobiidae. Gene Ontology annotation, cellular component: plasma membrane. The transcript has 30 exons. Gene Ontology annotation, molecular function: ATP binding; magnesium ion binding; ATPase-coupled intramembrane lipid carrier activity. The coding region runs from base 201 to 4187 and encodes 1328 amino acids. The record is from RefSeq and is a predicted model, not a curated record.